AAAAUCCAAAUCAAAUCAAAUAACACAAAUUAAUUCUUAAUUUCCUUUUUUUUUUUUGCAUCAAUUCGAUAAUAAAAACUGGCGUUUUUUCUUCUUUCUCUCUACUUUGGCCAAACCCUAAUUUCUGGCCACUUGAACACAAUGUGUAACCGCAAAAAAACCCUAACGGAAUCGAUUCCUCUUUCACCACGAUCCAGUAAUGGUUCCAUUCUUACAAGAUCAGUGUGGAGUUCAAAUCUUGAUCACGAAUUCGAGUUGAUUCGAUCGUUAAUCGAUCAGUAUCCGCUAAUUUCAAUGGACACGGAGUUUCCCGGUGUGAUUGUGAGGGCGGAUCCCGGUGAUUCGCCGUUCAAGAACCGUGGCGCGUGUCUUUAUGCAGUGUUGAAGGCGAAUGUGGAUAGGUUGAAUUUGAUUCAGAUUGGGUUAACUCUUUCUGAUCAUAAAGGUAAUCUUCCAACGUUAGAUACUGAAAAUAGUUAUAUUUGGGAGUUUAAUUUUAAGGAUUUUGAUGUGGCGCGUGAUGAUCAUGCUGCUGAUUCUGUUGAGUUGUUGAGGAGACAAGGGAUUGAUUUUGAGAAGAAUCGUGAGUGCGGGAUUGAUUCUGUUAAGUUUGCUGAGUUGAUGAUGUCUUCCGGUUUGGUUUGUGCUGAUUCUGUUAGCUGGGUAACGUUUCAUAGUGCGUAUGAUUUCGGGUAUUUGGUGAAAUUGCUGACGCAGAGGCUGUUACCGGAUGAUUUGGAGGAGUUUUUGAGGCUGGUAAAGGUGUUUUUCGGUGAUAAGGUUUUCGAUGUGAAGCAUUUGAUGAGGUUUUGCACGAAUUUGCAUGGUGGAUUGGACAGGGUUUGUCGGAGUUUGAAGGUGGAGAGGCUUAUAGGGAAGAGUCAUCAAGCUGGUUCGGAUAGUUUGCUUACUUUGCAUGCUUUUCAGAAUAUCAGAGAGCUUUACUUUGGGAAAGCAGACGGGUUUGUCAAAUAUGCCGGUGUAUUGUAUGGAUUAGAAGUUCGCUGAUUAUUUAAUUUUUCACUUUUAUUGAUGGAAUUGAGUCAGUGUCGAUUUUGUUUUGGUUUUUUGUUUAUCCCUAUAGUGUCCGAAUUCGGGUGUAUCAAUUUCAUUAGGAAAUUUUUAUUCUAUGGGUUCUAAUAUUUUUGCAUUUUAUCUAAAUGACUAUAGUGUAGUAGGGCAUGAGGCAGUGCAAUUAUUCUUUGAGGAUGUGUUAAUACAUUUGAGUUAGAGGUUAGUGUUUUCCUAGGUACUUUUUACUAGACCGAGUUCUCAAUAGACUGAAUUUUUGCAUUACCUAUUGUUCACUAUUAUUGUAGACGUGAUUUAUUUAACAGAAACAAUUAUGUUGAAGUUGCA
Medicago truncatula (barrel medic) is the source of this 1359-nucleotide messenger RNA. Its product is annotated as probable CCR4-associated factor 1 homolog 11. The coding region runs from base 142 to 1008 and encodes 288 amino acids. Gene Ontology annotation, cellular component: CCR4-NOT complex. Gene Ontology annotation, molecular function: poly(A)-specific ribonuclease activity; nucleic acid binding. Lineage: Eukaryota; Viridiplantae; Streptophyta; Magnoliopsida; Fabales; Fabaceae. The transcript has a single exon. The record is from RefSeq and is a predicted model, not a curated record.